CUCGAUGGAAUCAGUAUUCAUAUUAGCUCCUCUGUCCUUCUGAAGGUUAUUUUAUACAUUUCCAACAUGGCUGCCUCGCGAGAGAAUGUGGAUGAGAGGGUUCUGAGACUAUGGAUGGCGAACUACAAAUCUAAGGUCUCCUCCCUGCAGCAACAUCUUGGAGAUCUUCUGACACAAAAGAAGUCCCUACAUUCCAGAGUUGUGGCGGAAGAAUUUGAAAAAUUUAAAUUAACUGCAAGUAGGGUUAUGAGUGGUGACGCCACGCCAGCUGACGUCAGACAAACUCUGAUUGGUCUAGAGAAAGCCUUGAAAAAAGAAGGACUAUUCAAAAAUGUCAAGUCGGGAUUUACACAUCUUAAGAAAGAGUUUUUAUCCAGCUCCACAAAUAAGACCAUCAGCAAGCCGCCAUCAGAUUCAACGGUGGAGAGACCUAAAAGAUCCACAACCUCUGUGAUCGGAGAAACAAAGAGGGAAGCAGAAAAAAGAAGAAUUCAGGCGGUAGGCGUGGGUAAUGAUGAGGUGAAGAACUUGAAUAAAGCCGUUGGGCGACUGUUUGACCACCUCAGAAUACAGAAAUUGUCUGAAAUAGCACGUGAAAGUACCGGCAUCACGCAUGGACGCUCGCCGACGACGCUGGCAAAAAGAGCAGACGACUCCGAUGAUUUUAAGGAGAUAAUUAAAAAGGUCCGAGGUCUGGAGAAUGAAUUAUUGAGACAAAAGGCCUCACAAACUUCAGAAUUAAAGAGACUGAGCGAAGAAAACAAGGGAUUGAGAAAUACAAUAACAGAAUUACGGAGGGAACAAGAAAGGUUAAAAGGACUGCAGCCCAUUACAAAGGCAGCAAAAGACAGACAAGUAGAGAAACUGGAGGAGCAGUAUAAUAAACAGAAGCGAGGAAUGGAGGGAAAGAUUGUAGAAUUGGAAUCAGAACUGCAGGAAAAUCUCAAUAUAACAUUGCGAGAGAAAGCUGAACUUGAGCAGAUGAUAGUUGAUGGCGUUUCCAAACUGAAGACCUCGAUUACGUCACUACACAGAAGAAUUUGUGGAGAAAAGCCCGAGCGCACUACAACCACUCUUACGCUAGAUGGCGUGACCGACGAGAAGAAGAGCAUCGACAUCCUCCUCCACAAAAUCACUCAGAUUGAGGAAAGCGCCAAACUGCUCGAGGAAAAGAACAGCAGACUAGGAAUCAUUCUAAUUGAGAAAGAUGACGAAAUUGAUAAGCUGAGAAACUCCUUGCUAGAAAUCUCGGAAGAGGUUAGCAAAAUGCAUGGAUCCAUCACAACUCUAGACAAGAGUUCCAAAGCUUCAAAGGAUGAGAAAACAACUUCUUGUGAAAUGGACACCCAUGAGACAAAGGCUGUGAUAACCAAACUACAACAUGUCAAUACAAGCAUACAACAAUUCAAGAGGAUCCUGCAAGAAAAAGAAAAAAGCACAGUUAAUCCUAAAAACAACGAUGACUUGAUCCCACUUAAACAACAAAUAAAUAAACUGUACGAAGACUUCGUCAAAGAUAAUCCAACUGUGAUCGAUACAUCGGAAAAACCGUCACGUGAUGAUUCUCCGAAGACACAUCGUGAGAGAUCGAACGAAAUUAAUCAACUCUUACAAAAACUUAGUCGGGUUGAGAAAGCUUAUAACGCUCUCAAACAACAGAACGAGCCUCCUGACAUGUGAUCAAAUGUCACGAAUAUCCUCCUAUAUUACUACUAUGUAGUGAAAGGGGGA
Saccostrea echinata is the source of this 1731-nucleotide messenger RNA. RefSeq lists its product as uncharacterized. The coding region runs from base 67 to 1680 and encodes 537 amino acids. NCBI's taxonomy places the organism in Eukaryota, Metazoa, Mollusca, Bivalvia, Ostreida, Ostreidae. The transcript is spliced from 10 exons. The record is from RefSeq and is a predicted model, not a curated record.